AUGGGAGGCCUCUGGCCGUGGGUGCUUGGUCUACUCUCUUUGCCAGGUUUGAUCCUAGGAGCGCCCUCAGCCUGCAACUCCCCAGAAGCCUGUGGAACCAGCUUCUCAGAGGGCCUCAACCCUGAAGAGACCCAGACAUCCUGGGACAAGGACAUCCCUGCGAUUAACCAAGGGCUCAUCCCAGAGGAAACCCCGGAGAGCAGCUUCCUACUGGAGGGGGAUAUCCUUCGGCCAAGUCCCUUCCGGCUGUUCUCGGCAAGCAGCAACAGGUGGCCUAAGAACGGGGGGUUUGUGGAGGUCCCCUUCCUGCUCUCUAGCAAGUACGAUGAACGCAGCCGCGAGGUUCUCCUGAAGGCAUUUGCCGAAUUUGAGCGCCUCACGUGCAUCAGGUUCGUCGCCUACCAGGGCCAGAGAGACUUCAUUUCCAUCAUUCCCAUGUCUGGAUGUUUCUCCAGUGUGGGACGCAGUGGAGGGAUGCAGGUGGUGUCCCUGGCACCUCCCUGUCUCCGGAAAGGCCCAGGCAUUGUCCUACAUGAGCUCAUGCAUGUGCUGGGGUUCUGGCAUGAGCACUCACGGGCUGAUCGGGAUCGCUAUAUUCGUAUCCACUGGAAUGAGGUCCUCCCAGGCUUUGAAAUCAACUUCAUCAAAUCUCGGAGCAGCAACAUGCUGAUGCCCUAUGACUACUCAUCAGUGAUGCACUAUGGGAGGUUUGCCUUCAGCCGCCGUGGGCUGCCCACCAUCACACCGAUCUGGGCUCCCAACGUUCACAUUGGCCAGCGAUGGAACCUGAGCACCUCGGACAUCACACGGGUCCUCAGGCUCUAUGACUGCAGCCCAAGUGGCCAAGGCCCCCGUGGGGGAGGGUUCCAGCCCCACAGCGAUGGUAGGAGCCCUACUCCUGCCUCUAGACCAUACCUGCAGCGGCUUCUGAAGGUGUUGUUGGCAGAAUCUGGGAGCCCCGACACCGGUGCCCCCAAGGCUGGAGCCCUGCAUGCUGCUGCAGGGCCCGGAGAGAGCCCACGUAGCUGGGAGCGCCCUGCACCAAGGAAGUUCCCUAUGCGGGCAUCUGCAGGGCUGCUUCAGACCCCAGCUUCCUCCCCGAACUCCAGGCCUGGAGCAGGUGUUCCUGGUAUUGCUCUAGAGACGUCCUGGCUGGCCCGUGCGCCCUCUGGACCCCCAACCGCGGCUCCAGCAGCAGAAGACCAGCUAGUGCCUAUCCAGGAUGCUUUGGGGACCCCAGAUCUGCCGGGAACACAUAGCGCCGCGAGGACGCGGGUCUCCCGGCUGGCCGCGGACUACCGACACGCGGGCGGCAGCAGGGGGCGCUCGCAACCUGGCCACCGCGCCUCCCAGGGCUCGGCAGGCCCGACGGAGUCUGGCCGGGGCAAGAAAGCACCUGGGGCAAGAGCUCCGGGCAGUCUCCCCGCUCCCCCCUACUCCUUCCACUCGGCUUCCUCUUCGAGCGCCGGUCUCCUCCCUCCUCCAGCGCGCUCGCUCUCCUCCCAUUCCCCUGCCGCGGCCGGCUGCCUGCAGGCGCGGCUCGCGGCUAGAGCCAGCGAGCGGAACGGGCGCCUGGGCCUCUGCGCCGCCUCCCGCAACCGGUGGCGCGCCCCCCGCCCGGCCCGCCGAGCCCCGCGCCCCAGCGUGCGUCCAGCAGCCUCGGAGCGUGAGGGAGCAACUUCCCCCCGGUCCCGGGCGGGGCGGGGACGGCAGCGGGACAACUUGGAAAACUUCGGGGAGGACGGCAGGGGCGCCGGGGGCUGGUGGAAGAGGAUGUAG
This is a messenger RNA of Odobenus rosmarus divergens (Pacific walrus), 1779 nucleotides long. RefSeq names its product astacin-like metallo-endopeptidase (M12 family) (gene ASTL). The record is from RefSeq and is a predicted model, not a curated record. The transcript has 11 exons. Bases 1 to 1779 code for a protein of 592 amino acids. Gene Ontology annotation, biological process: proteolysis. Gene Ontology annotation, molecular function: metalloendopeptidase activity; zinc ion binding. Lineage: Eukaryota; Metazoa; Chordata; Mammalia; Carnivora; Odobenidae.